AGGCAAAAAGAGGCACACGAAGCCGUGAAGUCGACCUGCAGUGCGGUGUAAAGUCUCCUCCGGUGCCGCUGCCUGUCUCCCUGGCUGUCUCUCUCUCUCUCUCUCUGGGGGUGUCCACCUGUCUCUGUCUCUCUGUCCUUCUCCCGGUACCGUUUCGGGUCGAGACGCCAUUUCUGCUUCAGAAGAGAGUCAGUUGUGCGUGUGAACGACAACCAAACCCCGGCGGGACCAUGUUGACCAUGCUGACUUCCAUGUAUCUGGUGGUGAGGGCGGUUUCUCCGCAGCCCGAACCGAUCCGCGUUGUGGUGACCGGCGCCGCGGGCCAGAUCGCCUACUCCCUGCUGUACAGCAUCGCCAAGGGAGAUGUGUUCGGGAAGGACCAGCCAAUCAUCUUGGUCCUGCUGGACAUCCCCCCCAUGCUGCCCGUCCUGGACGGAGUCGUCAUGGAGCUGCAGGACUGCGCCCUCCCGCUGCUGAGGGAGGUGAUCCCCACUGACAAGGUGGAGGUCGGCUUCAAGGACCUGGACGCCGCCAUCUUGGUGGGCUCCAUGCCCCGGAAGGAGGGCAUGGAGAGGAAGGACCUGCUGAAGGCCAACGUGGCCAUCUUCAAGACCCAGGGGGCCGCCCUGGACAAGUACGCCAAGAAGACCGUCAAGGUUCUGGUGGUCGGGAACCCGGCCAACACCAACUGUCUGAUCGCCUCCAAGUGUCCAUCCAUCCCCAAGGAGAACUCUCUGCCUGCCCGGCUGACCACAACAGGCCAUCCCGGCCUCCACACACCGCACAGAAGCGAAACCAGCGUGGCGAUGCGUUGCGGCGUGUCCUCCGACAAGGUGAAGAACGUCAUCAUCUGGGGGAACCACUCGUCCACCCAGUACCCCGACGUCCACCACGCCAAGGUCAACGUCCACGGCAGCGAGACGCCCGCCUACGACGCCGUGAAGGACGAGGCCUGGCUCCGAGGAGACUUCAUCUCCACGGUGCAGCAGCGCGGCGCCGCCGUCAUCAAGGCCAGGAAGCUGUCCAGCGCCAUGUCCGCCGCCAAGGCCAUCUGCGACCACAUGAGGGACAUCUGGUUCGGCACCAAGGAGGGCGAGUUCAUCUCCAUGGGGGUGUACGCGGCCGGGAACUCCUACGGGAUCCCAGAGGACCUGAUCUACUCCUUCCCCGUCGAGAUCAAGAACAAGACGUGGAAGAUGGUCGACGGACUCCCCGUCAACGACUUCUCCCGCGCCAAGAUGGACGCCACGGCGGCCGAGCUGGUGGAGGAGCGGGACACCGCCAUGGACUUCCUGUCCCAGUGACUGUCCCGCCCCGCCGACCUACAGCCGUCAGCCCCCCCGAAGGCCCGCGGCUCGCGGCUCUGA
Molecule: messenger RNA, 1367 nt
Organism: Etheostoma spectabile (orangethroat darter)
Lineage: Eukaryota; Metazoa; Chordata; Actinopteri; Perciformes; Percidae
Product: malate dehydrogenase, cytoplasmic-like
Biological process (GO): malate metabolic process
Molecular function (GO): L-malate dehydrogenase (NAD+) activity
Source: RefSeq, a predicted model, not a curated record